Molecule: messenger RNA, 2981 nt
Organism: Suricata suricatta (meerkat)
Lineage: Eukaryota; Metazoa; Chordata; Mammalia; Carnivora; Herpestidae
Gene: RAD54B
Product: RAD54 homolog B
Exons: 15
Coding region: 117-2843 (908 amino acids)
Biological process (GO): reciprocal meiotic recombination; double-strand break repair via homologous recombination
Cellular component (GO): nucleus
Molecular function (GO): ATP-dependent chromatin remodeler activity; ATP binding; DNA translocase activity
Source: RefSeq, a predicted model, not a curated record
CUGCGCAGAGGCGGGAGCCUUAAGCUCUUCGGGUGGCCAGAGUCUCUGUCUCCCCGAGUCAGUCUUCCCUGGAUGUGCGGCUUCUAGAGGUUCGUCGCCGGUUGGUACUGCUGAAUAUGAGACGAUCCGCAGCACCGAGUCAGUUGCAGGGGAAUUCCUUCAAAAAACUAAAAUUUAUACCACCAGGAAGGAGUAAUCCAAGUCCCGAUGAAGAGAUUACAAAGAUGAGUCCAGAUGUAAAGUUAUUUCAGGUUGCUGCAAAUAAAAAUACCUUUCUUCAGUUACAAAAUAAUCCCCAGAUAUGCAGUUUGAAUCUGCCUACUGAAGGAAGUGCUAGAGAAAUUAAUCAUGGGCAUAAUAACAGUGGGAAACACGGUCUUGAAGCAUCUGUAAUGGCAACAUUAGAUCCACCUCCUAAAGCCCCUAAAGAAAUAACAGUGCCUAAGAGACAAGAAGAGGAAGAACCUGAUAGCCUAGUUAAAUAUUUCAGUGUUGUUUGGUGUAAGGCUUCAAAGAAAAAACACAAAAAAUGGGAAGGUGAUGCUGUUCUCAUUGUAAAAGGAAAGUCAUUUACAUUAAAGGAUUUGGAAGGCAAAGACAUUGGAAGAGGCCUUGCAUAUAAAUUCAAAGAGCUUGAAAAGAUUGAAGAGGGCCACAGAGUGAUGAUUGGUGGAAAAGAAGUAGAAGUCAUGGGCAUAAUCUCUCCAGAUGAUUUCAGCAGUGGCAGAUGUUUUCAGCUUGGAGGAGGAGGCUUUGCUAUCUCAAGUGCUUCUCAGGCUGCCAAGAAGUGUUUCUCUAGCCCCUUCAGAAGUGUCUGUAAACCAAGUUCAAAGGAAAAUAGACCAAACAGUUUCCAAGAUUGUAAACCACGUCAUGACCCACAUGCACAAAAUUCUCUUGUAAUGUCACGACCAGACAGUAAUCACCAGUGGACAUUCAAUAAGAAAUGUUUUCCUAUUGUGGAUGUAGUGAUAGAUCCUCACCUUGUAUAUCAUCUUCGACCACAUCAGAAAGAAGGAAUCCUAUUCCUAUAUGAAUGUGUAAUGGGAAUGAGAGUGAAUGGCAGAUGUGGAGCUAUUCUUGCUGAUGAAAUGGGUUUAGGGAAAACAUUGCAGUGUAUUUCACUCAUCUGGACCCUACAGUGUCAGGGACCCUAUGGAGGCAAGCCAGUAAUAAAGAAGACACUUAUUGUCACACCUGGAAGCUUGGUGAAUAAUUGGAAAAAAGAAUUUCAAAAAUGGCUAGGAAGUGAGAGGAUCAAGAUAUUUCCUGUUGAUCAGGACCACAAAGUAGAAGAAUUCAUCAAAUCUCCAUUAUAUUCUGUUCUUAUCAUCAGUUAUGAGAUGUUACUUCGUUCCUUGGAUCAAAUUAAGAAUGUUAAAUUUGAUCUUCUAAUCUGUGAUGAGGGGCAUCGUUUGAAGAACAGUGCCAUUAAGACAACUACAGCCCUCACUAGCCUUUCUUGUGAGAAAAGAAUAAUUCUAACUGGUACUCCAGUUCAGAAUGAUCUUCAAGAAUUUUUCGCAUUAAUUGAUUUUGUAAAUCCAGGAAUAUUAGGCUCUUUGUCGUCUUAUAGAAAAAUAUAUGAAGAACCCAUCAUUUUAUCGAGACAACCUUCUGCUUCUGAGGAAGAAAAGGAGUUAGGAGAGAAAAGAGCAGCUGAACUUACUUGCCUCACUGGACUCUUUAUCCUUAGAAGAACUCAAGAAGUCAUAAAUAAAUAUCUUCCACCUAAAAUAGAGAAUGUAGUCUUUUGCCGACCAGGAGCACUGCAGAUUGAGCUUUAUCGAAAGCUCUUGAAUUCUCAGGCUAUCAGAUUCUGCCUUCAAGGGUUGUUGGGAAAUAGUUCUCAUCUGAUAUGUAUAGGAGCUCUUAAAAAACUGUGCAAUCACCCCUGCCUUUUGUUCAACUCUAUAAAGGAAAAAGAAUGUAGUUCAACUUGGGAUGAAAAUGAAGAGAGGAGUCUAUAUGAAGGCUUGGUAAAUGUGUUCCCUACUGAUUACAACCCUCUCAUGUUUACUGAGGAAGAAUCUGGAAAACUCCAGGUGCUGUUGAAGCUCUUAGCAGUUAUCCGUGAACUUCGUCCCACUGAAAAGGUGGUGUUGGUGUCCAACUACACACAAACCUUGAAUAUUCUACAAGAAGUAUGCAAGCGUCAUGGAUACGCUUAUACAAGACUUGAUGGACAAACACCAAUCUCUCAAAGACAGCAAAUUGUUGAUGGCUUUAACAGUAAAUACUCUUCUGAUUUUAUAUUUUUGUUAAGUUCAAAAGCUGGUGGUGUGGGACUUAACCUUAUUGGAGGAUCUCACUUAAUUCUUUAUGACAUUGACUGGAAUCCAGCGACUGAUAUCCAGGCAAUGUCUAGAGUAUGGAGAGACGGUCAGAAACAUCCUGUGCAUAUUUAUAGACUUCUAACCACAGGUACAAUAGAAGAAAAGAUUUAUCAGAGACAAAUCAGUAAGCAGGAUCUUUCAGGAGCAGUUGUAGACCUAACCAAGACCUGUGAACACAUCCAGUUUUCAGUAGAGGAGCUUAAAAAUUUGUUCACCUUACACGAAAGUUCACAUUGUGUUACUCAUGACCUGCUUGACUGUGAAUGUACAGGAGAAAAAGAUCAUGCAGGUGAUUCACUGGAAAAAUUUCCUAUCUCUAGAAAUUGUCAGCUUGGUCCACAUCACCAGAAGUCUAACUCCCUGAAACCUCUCUCCAUGUCACAGCUGAAGCAAUGGAAACAUUUUUCUGGAGAUCAUAUAAGUCUUACAGAUCCUUUUCUUGAAAGAAUAAGAGAAAAUGUGUCAUUCUUUUUUCAGAAUAUAACCAACCAAAGUACUGUUAUAUAAGGAGAAAUUACGUCAUGACUUUCCCUUGCCAAUUCUUUAAAAAAGUUAAUGUAAUAAUUAAAUGUAAUAUUUUGAAAACUAAUAGAAUUAUUUAAGUUGUAUAUUUUGUUGCAAAAUAUAAUUUUGAUACAUAGUCAA